Messenger RNA from Sporothrix brasiliensis 5110, 1599 nucleotides. RefSeq lists its product as uncharacterized. NCBI's taxonomy places the organism in Eukaryota, Fungi, Ascomycota, Sordariomycetes, Ophiostomatales, Ophiostomataceae. The transcript has a single exon. Bases 1 to 1599 code for a protein of 532 amino acids. Gene Ontology annotation, molecular function: iron ion binding; monooxygenase activity; oxidoreductase activity, acting on paired donors, with incorporation or reduction of molecular oxygen. The record is from RefSeq and is a predicted model, not a curated record.
AUGGCUGUCACAUUCGAAUCCUCCGACUCGCAGACCGUCUCGCCGGUGCGUCUGGUGCUGGGCCAGCUGGUCGCCAUCUGGGCCGCGCACUGGCCGGUGCUGCUGCCGCUCCUCUUCAUCAGCCGGCUUCUCUACAAACGCUACGCCUCACCGCUGCGGAGGUAUCCCGGUCCCUGGCUCGCCUCCGUCUCGCGGCUCUGGAAGGUGCUGAGCACGGCGUCCACCAACACGCAAUGGCAGCACAUCGACCUGCACCGCAAGUACGGCCGCAUCGUGCGCAUCGCGCCCAACGAGGUGUCGAUUGCAUCGCCCGAGGCGGCACGCUUGAUUCUGAGCGCGGGCAAGCACUUUUACAAGACCAACUUCUACGGCGUGUUCCCGCCGCCCGAAAACCCGGACAUUUUCACCGAAGUGCGCGAGCACGUGCACGCGCAGAAAAAGAAGGUGGCCAACGUGCCGUACAGCAUGGCGGCGAUGCAGCAGCUGAGCCCGUUCAUCAACGACGCGGUCGAGCUGCUCGUGGCCAAGCUGGCGACGCAGGCCAACGGGCAGGCACACGACGCCGCCGGUCCGCAGGUGGACCUGGGCGCGUGGCUGCACUACUUUGCGUUUGACGUGCUGGGCGAGGUGGCCUUCAGCCGCAGCUUCGGGUUCCUGGAGCAGGGCCGCGACGUGGAGAGCGCCAUCAAGACGAUUGACGACUCGCAGCGGUACAACGGCAUCGUGGGCCAGGUGCCCGAGCUGGACUACGUGCUGCGGCGCAACCCGCUGUGCAAGUACAUCCCCGCGCUCGACACCAAGAACGCGCUCAUUACGCGCAUGGCGCUCGAGGAGCUGGGCCGGCGCAGGCCGUUUGACAAGGAGAGCGAGGGCAAGUGGCGCGGCGGCGACGGGCGGCAGGACCUGCUGGCCAGUCUGAUCAAGGGCCACCUCAAGGACCCGGAGAAGUUUGGCGAGGGCGACGUGUUUGCGGUCGCGCACGGCGCCAUUUUUGCGGGCUCGGACUCGACGGCCUCGACCAUGCAGUCGUUUUUCUGGCUGGUCCUGCACGACCGCCGCAUCUACAACAAGCUCGUGGCCGAGAUCGAGGCCGCGGUCGCCGACGGCACCAUCCCGCCCGCCGGCAACGUGUCCUGGUCCGAGGGCCAGGGCCUGCCCUACUUCCAGGCCUGCCUGCGCGAGGCCAUGCGCGUCCGCCCGGCCGUCGGCCUCAACAUCACCCGCGUCGUCCCGCCCGAGGGCGCUGAGCUGGACGGCGUCUUCUUCCCCGGCGGCACCCACGUCGCCGUCAACGGCUGGGUCAUCCACCGCGACCGCGCCACCUUUGGCGAGGACGCCGACGUGUUCCGCCCCGAGCGCUGGACCGAGGACGAGGAGCGCGCCCGCCGCAUGGAUCGCUACAUGGUGCAGUUUGGCGGCGGCGCACACGUCUGCAUCGGCCGCAACCUGGCGCUGCUCGAGAUCAACAAGGUGCUUCCGCGCCUGCUGCGCGACUUCCGCUUCGCGCUUGUGCACCCAGACCGCCCGCUGAAUGCGCACGCCACGUUUUUCGUUGUCCAGGAGGGUCUGGACGUGUACAUUGAGAAGAAAUCGACGUAG